Necator americanus (New World hookworm) is the source of this 678-nucleotide messenger RNA. RefSeq lists its product as uncharacterized. The coding region runs from base 1 to 678 and encodes 225 amino acids. Gene Ontology annotation, cellular component: nucleus. The record is from RefSeq and is a predicted model, not a curated record. The transcript is spliced from 6 exons. NCBI's taxonomy places the organism in Eukaryota, Metazoa, Nematoda, Chromadorea, Rhabditida, Ancylostomatidae.
AUGGUCGGCAGAGAAGCGCUAGGAGAAUUUCUUGUCAAGAACGCUCCUGAUACAGUUUACUAUGUUCCAAACUUUAUAACACCUGAAGAGGAAAAAGUGCUGACUUCUUGCAUCGCUAAUGCACCGCAACCGAAGUGGACAGUGCUAUUGAAUCGUCGUCUGCAGAUGUAUGGUGGUGUGGUUGGCAAAAAGGCACUCAUUCCGGCCGAUGAUAUACCUUUGGAGCUAAGUUAUCUCAUGAAGAAAAUUGACGACUUACACUUCUUUCCCCCAACGAAUCAUGUGUUAGUGAAUGAGUACCUACCCGGACAAGGAAUUAUGCCGCAUACGGAUGGACCAGCUUUCUAUCAUGUUGUCUCAAAUGUAACAAUGGGGUCUCAUGCGCUCCUGGACUUCUAUAGGCCAGUAAAUGAGGAGCAUGCGGAAAGUUUCGAAGAACGGUAUGUUGGCUCCAUGCUUCUGGAACCGCGUAGUUUGUUCUUGAUGACAGACCAUGCGUACGAAAAUUUGCUGCAUGGUAUUAAAGAAGUGACGGAAGACGUUGUAGAUGAUAAAGUAUUCAACGGACAGGAACACAUGGGGAAAACUCUGAUCCGCGGAACGAGACUUUCAUUCACAAUUCGUCAUGUUCCCGUGGUCUCGAAGAUGAGCGUCCGAACGCUGCUGUCGAAAAAGUAG